UACCGGUGUAACAAUGUGUGGAAUUUUCUGUCAUAUCUUCCAAAACGAGAAAAAUGAUAAACAAACUUCGCACGAGGUAUUUAAUUAUAUAGUGGAACAUCUGCAGGGAUUUCAUAACUGCUCGUGGCCCUGACAAGUUGUCAGAACGAUUUGAAAGUUUGUCUUCAAAUUGGUUUGGUCACUUCGUUUCCUCUGUUCUGUGGAUGCAAGGUUCAAAUGUAAUCGAACAGCCUGCUAUUGAUUCGACUGGUAAUAUUCUCUUGUGGAAUGGAGAUAUCUUCUCUGGAAAACUGGCUCAAGGUGAUUCGUGUGAUACCAAUGCAUUAUUAAACGCCUUACAAUCUUCUUUGAACGUUGCAUCAGUGUUUGAAAGAAUUCAGGGCCCAUACAGUUUUAUAUACUUUCAGAAGUCCACUAAACUUUUAUAUUUUGGUAGAGAUAUAAUAGGGAGGCACAGUUUACUUUUGAGACUAACUAAUGAUGAGAACGUUUUAACUCUAACAUCUGUUGCUAGUAAAGAAUUAGACAGAAUCAUAGAGGUUCCUGCAAUUGGAAUCUUCGCUUUGAAUUUGUCUCAUUCGAGAAUAAAUCUUGCUUGUUAUCCAUGGAGGGAACCAGAUUUAAGAUUCACAGAUAUUAUCGAAGCGCUGGAAGCAAACUUAGGGGUAGACAUCGACAUUAAAGAGACGGUCUUAAAAUAUGAUACAUCAACGUGUCUGCAUUUGCAUCCCAAUAUCGAUGAUUUAGAAUAUCUGGAGAACAGUCCGUUCUUUGACAAUCCUUAUAAAACGUUAGAAUAUUUACUGGAAAAUAAACUUAUUCAGGAAAGGGUAGACAAUCUGUCGCAGCUUCUUCACGCCGCUGUUGAAGUUCGAAUAAAUAAGCAGCCAAAAUUUUGUAAAACAUGCAUCGCGUCAGCUUUAAACGAUGAAAGUAUAGUCUGCGAUCACGCGAAAAUCGGUAUUUUAUUUUCUGGCGGUUUGGACUCCGCUAUUUUAACGUUGAUCGCCGACAAAUAUGUAGAUCAGCACGAGCCCAUCGACUUGAUCAACGUCGCGUUCGAAAAGUCAAUUAACACGUCUAAAAGGAAUAACGAGGCGGAGGAUCGUUACGAUGUUCCCGAUAGGAAAACCGGAAAACAAACGUUCAUAGAACUUACGAAUCUUUGCUCGAAGCGGAAAUGGAACUUCGUAGAAGUGAAUAUCAGUCAAGCAGAAUUGCAGAAAUAUCGUUCCUCGCGUAUCUGCAAUCUACUCUAUCCAUUGUGCACUAUUUUGGACGAAAGUUUGGGUUGUGCUGUGUGGUUUGCGAGUCGUGCUAAGGGCACCGUGGAUUCGGAAAAAUACGAGUCCCCGUGCAGAAUACUUCUCUUAGGCAUGGGAGCGGAUGAACUGUUCGGAGGAUACAUGAGACACAGAACGAUUCUCAGGCACAAGGGAUGGGACGCACUGUCGCAGGAAUUGAAUAUCGAAGUAGCUAGAAUCUCUGAGAGAAACCUGGGUCGCGAUGAUCGUAUCGUGUCUGAUCACGGAAGACAAUCUAGAUUGCCAUACUUAGACGAGAACGUAGUUGAAUACGUUCAGCAAUUAAAACCAUGGGAAAGGUGUUAUCCCACGGAUAAAAUGCCGUCAGGCUUAGGAGAUAAGUUGCUCCUACGUUUGGUAGCGUGUAAGCUCGGUUUCCGAAACACUGCCAAUUUCCCUAAGAGAGCUUUCCAAUUUGGUUCCCGUAUCGCUAAUGGUAAAGAAAACGCCAAAAAUAUAUCGGAUCGUUUGUGAAACUAUUAUUACAUGAUAAUUGAAACGGGCAUUGAGAGGUUUGUAACGCAAUGCAAAAUUAGUGCCUCAAUCCCGGAAAUCGGGAAAUGGAUUUUUUAUUCUCUAAUGAGUUUAAAGCUAUGGGACUUUAUUUGUUUCGAUGAAUCCAGAGGAUCCCGAGUUAAGUUCUCUGAUUUUUUAUACUCUACCUCAACGGUAUGCCUACUUUCAACAAGACUGUGAUAGUUCAUAUAUGUUACAGUCCUUGCCCUUUUCAUGUACUGUAUUAAACUUCG
Ceratina calcarata is the source of this 2053-nucleotide messenger RNA. Its product is annotated as asparagine synthetase domain-containing protein 1. Gene Ontology annotation, molecular function: asparagine synthase (glutamine-hydrolyzing) activity. NCBI's taxonomy places the organism in Eukaryota, Metazoa, Arthropoda, Insecta, Hymenoptera, Apidae. The record is from RefSeq and is a predicted model, not a curated record. The transcript has 4 exons. The coding region runs from base 204 to 1778 and encodes 524 amino acids.